This is a messenger RNA of Schistosoma mattheei, 801 nucleotides long. The record is from the annotation of a GenBank genome assembly. Lineage: Eukaryota; Metazoa; Platyhelminthes; Trematoda; Strigeidida; Schistosomatidae.
AUGCAUCGAGUUUCGGAUGUUCCGGUCAUUCUGUUUAAUCCAUACUUAACGUGUAAUCUUUGCCGAGGCUAUUUAAUCGAUGCCACGACAAUUGUUGAGUGUCUACACUCUUUCUGCCGCAGCUGUAUCUUGACUUAUCUCAAACUGAACACAACGUGCCCGGUUUGUGCGACACUUUUGCACAAAACCAAACCACAUUGCGCAAUUCGGCCUGAUCGUGCACUACAGUCCAUCGUUUACAAGCUUAUACCGAAUUUAUUUGAAAAGGAAAUGCUAUGUAGAAGAAAAUUUUAUGAGGAUCAUCCUUCAUGUUACACCCGAUCUUUAAGUCCUGAAAAACGUGGUGAUUUAACCCUGAAUACUUAUGUACUCCAAGAAGAAGAUCGUUUAAGCGUUGAACUUCGGUACUGGAAUCAAAACGAACAUAAGAAUAAUGGUUGCUCAAGUAAAACUUCUAGUCAAACAGAUUCAAUUAGCCCGAUAUUGCCUGUUAUCCCCCCUACAUUUUUACUCUGUCCACCUGAACUUACAGUGGGACAUAUUGAAAAGCUGAUUCGAAUGAAGUUCAAUCUUAAACCCAGUGAGCAUGAGAAAUUUCCCACAAAUUCCCUUCGUAAACGACAUGUGAAUAACUCUGAUGAUGAAAUGGAGACUACUCCACUUGAAGUCUCUGCGCCAAACUCACAAAUCUCGUCACAAUCAUCCUGUAAAAUAUCACUUCCAACACAGUUCAUAAAAUCUAUAAGCUUAUCAUCUCCUAUGCUCAAUACUUCAAGUUCUGUUUGUUCUUCGCUAGCCUAA